UCUCAUUGUUCGCAGGUAGAGGAUUAGAGGACUGAAUCUCUCAUUGCUGCCUUAUUGCUUCUUUUGUUGUUGUUGUUGCCUUGAGGACUGGAGUACUUUUAGUUGCCUUUGGAGGAGCUGGACAGUCUGACUUUGCAAAUGACCAAGAGUGGUGCCUACUUAAGGACAUGGAUUUUCUCUGCAGAGAAGUGGAUGUUAUAUCAGGAAUGUCUGCUGGCAAACAAAUGAUAUGCACAACAUGCUAAGAAGAUUCCAGAAAGAAAGUUUGCUGACCAAAAUGCUGUAGAAAAUUUUGAAGAAAAGUUGUAUUAUUUUUGUUCAUUUCAUUUCAGGAAGAAAUAAUAGCCUUCAUUAAAUCAGGGAGAAAAGCAUCUUGUAAAACAUUAUCAUGGAGCAAAUUAGAGGCAGAAUGAACCAGCGCCUCUCCAGAUGUUCUCAAACUACAACUCCCAGUAUUCAACAAGUUAGUUGAAGUGUGACCGAUCCCCUUGCGCCUGCGCAAUGGCACCACCUCCCAGUCUCCUCCCCGUCUGCCGUUGAAUGAACGAGGCGUCGUGGCAACGUCACUAAGAGUCCCGGAUAUGUCAGGUCAGGGCGUUAUGAAGAGACCACAAGGGGACCGCCGCAGCUAUUGCGUAUCGUUUGCAGGUUUGAUAUUUCAGGUGACAUUGCUGUCUCUGGUGUGGGUGUCUCCCUGAUCCGUUUCCAUUUCUGUCUGCUAAUAUUCUAUGGACCCAGCUGACCAGGUGCAGAAGCAAUUAGAGUGAAGAUUACAUACACAUAAUUCUUUAACCUGUGAAAUCCUAUCUGAUCUCCAAGCUGGCGAUGUCAAGGGUACCGAGUCCUCCUCCUCCGGCAGAGAUGUCAAGCGGACCUGUUGCAGAGAGCUGGUGUUACACUCAAAUUAAAGUGGUCAAAUUUUCCUACAUGUGGACCAUCAAUAACUUCAGCUUUUGUCGAGAGGAAAUGGGUGAGGUCAUCAAAAGUUCAACAUUUUCAUCAGGAGCUAAUGAUAAAUUGAAAUGGUGUUUGCGUGUGAACCCAAAGGGCUUGGAUGAAGAAAGUAAAGAUUAUCUUUCACUCUAUCUGUUACUGGUCAGCUGCCCGAAAAGCGAAGUCCGAGCCAAAUUCAAGUUCUCUAUUUUGAAUGCAAAAGGAGAAGAAACAAAAGCAAUGGAGAGUCAGAGAGCCUAUCGCUUUGUGCAAGGCAAAGACUGGGGAUUCAAGAAGUUUAUCAGAAGAGAUUUUCUUCUAGAUGAGGCAAAUGGGCUCCUUCCAGAUGACAAACUCACUCUCUUUUGUGAGGUGAGUGUAGUACAGGACUCUGUCAAUAUCUCCGGCCAGAAUUCCAUGAACAUGGUGAAGGUACCUGAAUGCCGCUUGGCUGAUGAGUUGGGAGGCCUCUGGGAAAACUCUCGCUUCACAGAUUGCUCCCUGUGUGUAGCAGGCCAAGAGUUUCAAGCUCACAAAGCCAUAUUAGCAGCUCGUUCUCCAGUUUUCAGCGCAAUGUUUGAACAUGAGAUGGAAGAGAGUAAAAAGAAUCGAGUUGAAAUCAAUGAUGUGGAACCUGAAGUUUUCAAAGAAAUGAUGUGUUUCAUUUAUACGGGAAAGGCACCUAAUCUUGACAAAAUGGCUGACGAUCUGCUUGCAGCAGCUGACAAGUAUGCUUUGGAACGUUUGAAAGUGAUGUGUGAGGAUGCUUUGUGCAGCAAUUUGUCAGUGGAGAAUGCAGCAGAGAUCCUAAUUCUGGCUGAUCUACACAGUGCUGACCAGCUAAAAACUCAGGCAGUUGACUUCAUAAACUACCAUGCUUCUGAUGUCAUGGAGACUGCAGGCUGGAAGUCGAUGGUAGUAUCUCACCCUCAUUUGGUAGCAGAGGCAUAUCGUUCACUGGCCUCUGCGCAGUGCCCCUUUCUGGGACCCCCACGCAAACGGCUGAAGCAAUCCUAAGGCUGGGUUCCCCACUGCACAACCCUCUGUCUGUAUUUUUCUUUUAAAAAUAAUUGAAGUAGCAACAGAAGCAGUUGCUUCUCAAAACUUGAUCAUCAGGUAGAUGAUGCAACCCAUGGAGCUUUUUAUUUUGUUUUGGGUGGGUCAGGGUGGGUUGGGAGGAAGAGUAUUUUGGAACAUGCAGACUUCUAAACAAAACAAAACACAAUACCAAGUCAACUUUGGGGCAAACGGGAGGGAUAUGCUUUGGGAAAGGGGAUUGUUCAACCUCUGUUGCUGCAUUUUCUGUGUGUUUUCCUUUGAAUGGCUGAGUCAAGAACUUAAAAAUUGACCAGGCAUAUGAUUCCCCAAUCUUAAAUGGAAUUUAAAGUGAAAAAACCAACAAGAGGCUUCUUCAUCUGACAGCACAGAAGAAAUUGGCAUGGUUGGAGCAAAGAAGACAUUUUCUUUUAUUUGGGAAAUCAAUUGGGGAAUGGGGGAAAUGAGUUGGCCGUGGCAAACCAAAUCCCAUAAAAGGAAGCAUUGGUGGAAUUUCUGUUGAAAGAUUUUUGAAAAAAGGACAGACCUUCUGACCCUACUGAGAUUUUUGCAUUUACCGUCCAACCAUGAUGAGACGAUUGCUAUGUCUUGUACAUGAAUUGGGAUGGGAAAAAAGAAGCAGAUGAAUAAUCUUGUCAAAAUGACAGCUUCUUAAAAAUGCUGAUAAAGGGACUGCUCCAGGAUACACUUUCUGGAAGACGGGGGUAGGAUGGAGACAGCCAUUAUCAGUUUUCAGGAACCAUUGUGGUUCCUCUUCACUUGGAAUGGGAUAUCCAAGAACAAUGGUUAAUUGUUUAGAUAUUGUGGGAGCUUUGUUCUUCUCUUUUUCCCUGCUUAAUUUUUUUUGUUCUGAAUUCCCGUGAUUCUUCCUCCAUAUACAAAUAUUUUUUGUUCUGUUUUUUUAAAGAAAUUUAAUUGUUCAUCAAUACUUAUGUCAAAAGUUUCUUGUUCUGGGUUGCUAAAAACAACUGAGUAUUUGUAUUCAUUUACUGGUUUGUAGAAAAUUUGGUCCUGUUUCAUUUUAAGCCCAUUUUCUGUUACAGGUAAAAUGUUCCAAAAUUGUGGAAAAGCUCUUUUUCUCCUUUUGAGUUUUCUUUUGGUGGGGGGCGGGGUAUAAUUACUCUUUUGUACUGUGCAUUGCUAUGUCUUGUCUUCAUGGGUUUUAUUUUAUUUUUUAAAAACAUAUUUUCUCCAAGUUCAGAUUUAGUUCUUUGGGUCUUUUUAUUGAUGCAAACAUUUUACAUCCAGGGAUGAUAGCAGCAGAUACUAAGGCAUUGGUUUAAUACUUUGGUAAGAUCUUGCUCUGAGAGUUGCCCUCUCUGGGGCCAUGAAGGCAGGUAUUAGUUUUUCAGUGUUUUCUUGUAUUUUUCUCUUUUUCCUUUUCUACAAAGGAAAUUGGCUCAAGAGAUAAGUAUCUGAAUCUCUCAGCCUAUCAGUACCUUAAGUAGAAAUACUGCAGACACUUGGGAUGGAUGGAAUUUGUCCUAUGGGAUCCUCAUUUUAUCUCUAAGCCUGAGGAAAAAUCCUAAAGAAAAACAGAGAAAUAAUAUGGUAUGGAGAAACACUUCCCCAAUUUAAUUAUAACAAUUUACUCUUGAUAAACAUAAGAUCUGCAUUUUACACAAAUGAGAGUGCAGUUGAUGCAUCACUUUUUUGGACAUGUCCUCAAAGUCCUUUUCUCUAAUGUUGCUUUGCCUCACUAGAGCAAUGAAGUAAAGGUAAAAUAUUCCUCUGUUACAGAGAUGGUUUCUAGAUUUUUUUCAGUCUUUUGCACAAUCUUUGGCUUUAUGAUGGUCUUCCACACAAAUACUGACCAGAUUUAAUCUUCCUAGCUUUUCAGCCAGUUAGAUACUGCCACCUAGUUGGCAAAGUGAUAAGGAGGAUCUAAACAGAAUUUUAAAUUUGCUCCUUUUUAGGACCUCUUUUAUUUUUCCCAUUUGAUGUCUGCACUCACCAACUUCAGUUUUCAGUCUUCCUUUUCAACCUAAUUAAACUUUUUAUAGUUGGUGAACAGGCUUUGCUUUCACUAGACCAGGGGUUGGCAACCCGCGGCUCCAGAGCUGCAUGUAGCUCUUUUAUUCCUCUGCUGUGGCUCCCUCGUUUCUUCUCCCUGCUGUGGGGAGAAGUGGUUGCGGUUGAUUCUCCAGUGCCUCAUCUCUUGCUGGGUGUCGUGGAUGCUUCUUCUGGCCGCUGUUGAUACUGGGUAUAUCUCGGUCACUUAGGGAAAUAUGCGACCUGCUCUCCACCUUGAGACACUGGACGGACCCAGCCACUGCUAUACUGCUGUUGCCACCUCCAUGGCCUGCCUAUUGCUCUCACAGCGCUUUGCACAGCACAAUGAAAUUUAGCCCACUUCACAAUGGGGGAGACAGGGUCCCCUUCUCCUCCUGAAGCCCAUUAUGACACAGAGCCACAAUGUGACCCUGCCCAUUUGCCCCUAGCAAUAGCAGCAGUGUUGGCCACGAUGUGGUUGGACCAGUGUCUCAGGGCAGAGAGCAGGUCACGCAUCUCCCUGAGUGACCAAGGUGCGUCCAGCACCAACAAGGCCGGAAAUAGCCACCCACUGUUUCCUGCUGCAGUCUAUGGGGCAGUGAGACCCAGAUAGAGAUGCGGAACUGGAGAAUCCGAAUCAGAGAGACAAGAGGCACAGGGAGAGACAGACACAGACACAGACACAGACACAGAGAGAAAGGU
Molecule: messenger RNA, 4683 nt
Organism: Notechis scutatus (mainland tiger snake)
Lineage: Eukaryota; Metazoa; Chordata; Lepidosauria; Squamata; Elapidae
Source: RefSeq, a predicted model, not a curated record